Molecule: messenger RNA, 14877 nt
Organism: Porites evermanni
Lineage: Eukaryota; Metazoa; Cnidaria; Anthozoa; Scleractinia; Poritidae
Source: the annotation of a GenBank genome assembly
AUCUUAACUUCUAAAACUCAAACAAGAUCAGUUGGAGUUCGAGUUGGAAUCAUGCUGAGAAGCUUCCUUUACAGUAGAACGUCUGUAACUAAAUCCUUCAGUUGUUUUCUCCGAGGAAAACCUCAGGUUAGUUGUGUCUGUUUUAGCCAGUUUGUAGCUUUUUUCUUUUUAUUUUAAUAGCUCACUCUAAUUGACUUUAAUUAGAAUUACCGCAUGUCUAGAUAUACGUGUCCACGAGUUAAGACUACACUUAAUAUAAGUUAUAUGCAAAAGAAAACUUCUCAAGGAAAAACUGUUAUAAUAAGGCUAUAAAACAUGAGCAACAGGCCCGCUAACGUACGUGGGCUGGGUUUGGUUGUUCAAAGCAGGGUUAUAACCCAGGGUUAGUGCAAAAUUUCAAUUCAGCUAUGAAAACUUUAAAAGCAAAUUCAGUUUUAUUUUUUUGUGCACAAUUUGAUGAUUUUACGCUCUAAAAGAAUUGAGAAAAUUAUCCUGAAAAAUACUUUUGAACAAAAAAAAAAACUUGGGUUAAAACCCUAGUUCAGCGCUAAUCGCCCUUCGAAGACCUGGGCCCUGAAGUUUAGCCCGUAUUGGAAUCACUAAUACAAGUGGUAGAGAGUAUGAAAGCAAACAGCAAGGGUACCCAACGACGCUUUCCUCCUAAAUACAUUGAAAACGCUUUUUAGGCUAUACAGACUGUUUAUAGAUCUGAAGAAAUACAUUCUAAGCGGCGCUAUAAAAUCUGUAUUUGUUCGGUCAUCCUAGGGGAGCUUGCAUGAGUCUUUUCGAAAUUACAAGGGCUUCAGUCUUAUUUUCCCGAAAAUUUUAGAUGCAAUUUAACGUAUUACGAAAGCGAGAAUUUUUCUGAGUCCUCUCUUCAUGACAGUUUUGAAUCCGUAAAAAUUUAGGUUUCCUUUUUUUUCGGAAAUAGCCUAAUCUAGGGAGUGAAAUGUGAAAAAUUAAACUUCAGAAAAUCGUAGGGAAUCUAUUAGAUUAGCUUCGAAACUUGUAAAUGAAUGCAACGGUCAUCUAGAAAUGUUCAGCUAUCCUCAAUUAAUAGAAAAAUCUGGGCAAUAUUUGCUUCUCCGAACAGAUAUUUUACAGAAACCUGUCGUUUGGUGCCCCUGAAACAGUUCUGUUAACAAAACAAAAGCGAUCAUUGGAUUAGUUUUCGCACGAAUUUUUGAAGUAUCUGUAUUGUGAUUUGCAGUCCACCUACAGUGUGACAGAUGUCAAGCCACUGGUAUCUGGAAACUGCUUACAAAUAGAUUGGAAGGACGGACACACAACCACGUAUGAAUACGUUAGAAAUGGGCUAAUUUAGUUUACCAUUUUUGCGAACUUUCCGCAUUAGAGACCAAGCAUAAUGCGAGAAAGUACGAGAAACAAACCAUAAUAAGCCAAAAAUAAGCCCCCCGGGGGUUUAAUAGAGGAUUUACGGUAGUUUUACCCAAGUCUCUGCUUUUAAUCUUUUUCGUAUUUUACCGUUUGUGAUGGCUUGUACUUUCUGGCAAAAAGCUGGUAUCCUAAUGGCAGAAUGCUUCGUUGGGGCAAAUAAAAUGUCUUAUAUUCUAAUUCGUUACCCCGCUCAAACAAAUAUAAAACAUUUAUCAUGUAACAAGCAACCUCAAUUGGGGUGUGUCAACACGAACCGUGUGUGACCCUGUUUAUUACGCCUUCAUCAACAGAAUGGAUGAAAAUAAUACAACAAACAGAAUGAAAACUCGGAAAUGUAAAAAAUUACAGCACGAAAAACAACCCUACAAAAUGAUCUAAACUAUGCUCGUAUAACAAUGAUUCAGUAAACAUACAAAACGUGCUAAACCUUUCGUAUAGCAGCAUGCAAAAAACUACGUCUAAGAGAAACCCCUGGUCACUGGGUAUUUAAUUUUGAGGGCGUAGGGACGGUCGUAAGACGCGAAUGAAUAUAAAUGAGAACAACUCAAAUAUAUAUAGUCUACCGCUAAUGAAGCAACAGAACAGCAUACCAUGUAACACCCUGAAGAAAAGGUUACAUAACCCAUGAUAAAUACAUAUCCUCGGAUAACUAUAAACUUUUCGCGAUUCCCAGACUACUUCUCCAUUUAUUUGAAGACAGGACCUUUAACAUUCAUAAAAGGAGGAACCACAUGGAUGAGCAGGGGAUUGAUCGGGGGUUCUAAGGGCUCUGAAAAGAGCUCCCGAUCGUUUACGUUUUCGGCAAUUUUAGCGUUAUGCCUUCCGCGAUCUGGCUAGCAGUUCGAAUGAGUCUGAUGUCGCACUGCAUUGGCUUUAAAAUUCGAGGCAAUUGUGAGCUAUUUUACAACUGAGUGGUUUUCUUGAAUGGGCAUUGUCUCAGUCUUGGCAACCACUGUUAUUCAGUUUUGGGCCUAAGACAACAGCUCGCUGCUCCAGACCCGCCAUUAGAGACCUUUAGCAUCAGGUAAACCGCAAACCUCAAACCGCAAACCGCUGUUACGCGUUUGCAGUUUCGCGUUGCCGAGAUUUCAAACUUUAGCAAGGCGUUCAGUUCGAUUUGUUCAGUUCAGUUCAGUCCCCUUUUAUUUAGCCAAAAUACGAUACAAUACAAGAAUACAUAUACGAAUUGUAAGGUUGCAAGGGAGCCCAGAAGAAACCAGAAGGCUUUUUGAAGCCUGAGCUCCCCAGUCUAAAAGAAAUAAGCAAAAUAAAAUGAUAUUCGCGGAGUGAUACGUUAAAAAAAGGAACCAGACAGAGACUGAGUUAAGUUAUGAAUUUAGUAACAAGAUAGAAAAAAAAAUUUAACUCUGGAUUGGAACAGAAUACUUUCCAUUGUUAGUACGGCAGAAAGGAAUAUAAAAUUGAUUUGAACUACGCGUUCAUUGUUUAUGGCCGCCAUGUUGUUUUCAUCAAGUCGAAGUGCAUAACUUUAAUCGCCCAAAAAUCAGCAAUAAUUCAUUGAUUCGAGAUCAAAAAUCCAACAAACACAUCGCAAACGGAUACAAAAAGCUAGUUCAUACCUUUAAACGCGAGGCUGUACAAUUUUUCGUGGCAAAAAACCUUGCCGUAAAUCACUUACCGCUGGAAGCCCUUCCUGCGGUUCUAACGUAAACUGCAAACUGCAAACGUGACCGCAAGGCCGUGGUCACGUGACAUUUUGCGGUUUGCGGUUUGCCGUUUCCCACGAAAAACCUGAUGCUAAAGGUCCCUAUUAUCGAACACAACUCUUACCAGACGUUUUCGAAGUGAAAUGGAUAGUGGUUCUACUCAAGCGAUUUUCAAAAUUUAAACGGAUUCUGUUCGAGAAAAGGCCAAUCUUUCAUUUGCCGCGCGUGGUUUUUUAAAAGCGGUGUAAAUUUUCCGAAAAUCCCUUUCGAAAAUUAACUCCAUACUAAAAAUGGCCGUUUUUACUGCAUUUUCAAGUUCAAAAGGAUAAUGCGUACUCUUGUUCAAUCUUCUUCGUUUUAGUCUCAAAUUGCAGUUACACCAUUCUUCUUCAAAAACCCGCGCAUAGGUUUUUAGAAUUUGGCUUUUGGAAAGCAGGAAAGCAAGUUUUAUCAGCGCUACCUGGCCAAUUUUAGCCCUUUCUUCUCUUAUUGUGAGCCUUUCUUAGCCAACUCGCAUUCAUAUUUGCCGCUUCGCUGAUUAUAAAUAAUUAACGAUGUCCCUUCAUUUGUGCCCAUCGUUCUAAGUUACGAUAUAUGUUGUCAUGUUAUGUCUCUAAAAGUACUUUGUAUACAGGCUCUGAGUCUGCUGAGUAGCGUAGUUCAUGCGACGGACACCAUGUGUCCAACUGUCGCUUACAAGAGGCUGAAAUCAAAGAUGGAAAUAGACCUUUUUAGCUUGUAUGUCUUAAUUUGUUUUCCCAUGACACCCCAUGGCUAUGACUAGGAACAUUUGUGAUUUACACAGGUGACCAAAACGAGUUAAAUAGGAUGGAACAAGGACAAGGCAAUGUCAGUGAGGGCGUGUUUGUGUGAGGGAGGGCUUGCACCUCCUCCCAUCAUUCUGUGACUUCCAGUGGAUCCUUUUAAGGUUUCCACUGGAAACAGCCAAGGGUCAAUUUUGAACAGUCAAUUGAUGGUUAUCGAUUUCCUAGAAAAAAAUUAUACGUACAGCUGUUCUUAAAUUUACGCGGGCGAUUGUAACAACUUUCAACCGCUCCCAAAUAGCUACUAGGUUAAUCACGUGUUCUAACAACUAACAGUAGAUCGGGAAAACUACACGAGUCAUUUCAUUUUUUAUGGUUGAUAUAGUAUAUGUCUAUAAUUAAAUAUAUACAUUUCUUUUAAAACUUUUCUUAUUCUUUUGUUCAUUAACUUAUUUAAGGUUCCACAGUUGUUGGCUGCGGCUUUGUUGCCAAUGUGAUAAGUGCAAGCAAUCAGGUAGUGGUCAGAGGACUAUUAAUGUCUCGUCUCUUCCUGAUCCAAUAAAACUAUCAUGUUUUGCAAUUUCCGGUAAGUGGGCGUAGGGUAAGUUAAGCUUAAAAGUCUUAAAAGUCAGUGUUGAUGUUAUAUGUCUCACAAGUUUCGAACAAGUUGAUUUCAAUGUACCGUACAUUGUACUAUGCAAGGCUUUUGUAGACGUUUACUGAAUUGCCCUUUAAUGUAAAAUCUUCAGCCUCAUUAUGCUUACUGUUCUUAACAUAAUUAUAAAGAUCACUAUAGAGUAAGACACAUAGACAGCCUUUUUACUGUCCAAGAAAAAUUCGAUAACAAUACCACUGAUUUUUUUUUUUUGUUGCAAAUGUGUUGAGACAGGCAAAUCAUUAACUUGGGCCUUUUGAUAUAAUCCUAGCUGUAAAUUGAUUGUGAUUUUUCUUCUCAUUGUUAUACAAAGUAUUAUCGAUAUCCAUAGCGAGAAAAUAGAAUAUUUUGGCCGCAGAUAGAUGAACCCAUUCAGUAGAGCACCGGCCUGCAGAGUGGGAUGUCCCAAGUUCAGUUCCUGGUACCAGGACAAUACUCAUGCUCUUAUAAUAGCUUACUAAUUUAUUCUAUUUUUUUUUUCAGAAAAUAAGGAAAAUCUCCUUUUAGCUUGGGAACUUGAAAGUGAUCAUCAAGGAGUGCUUAACUUAAAAUGGCUAAGAGAAAAUUGUUACUCUGAACCAGCAAGGAAGAUACAAAGUGAAAUGAGAAGGACACAGCCGCAUAUAGGACCGGUAUUUAACCCUCCUGACAGCAAUCAGACAUUUUAAAUGAUGCUUAGAAUAAGUGAAAACAUUACUGAUCUACCACGAAGAGAUGUAUAAAACCAAGAGAGGAUAAAGGAGACAGAGAACGCAUCCGCCAUACACACCCUAUUCCAUAGGUAAUUCGUCUCGAGUUAUUUUUAGAAUCGGGAUAAAGUUACCUCGCGCGCUGCGUGGAUGUUUCGUGGAGGUUUCGCAUGACUAAACGCCGUGCAAAACAUGUCGGCCGAAAGGCAAUGAAAGCGUAAAGAGGUCGAGAGCAUUCCCGAAUAUUGAAACGAAAUGAGACGGCGUACACCUGGGAAAAGGGAAUCGCUAAACUCUUUGACAACCCGUGAAAUCAGUUUAACUCGAAGUUGUCGUAACCUCAGUGCUUUCAUCAUGUAAAAUGAAAAAUUUCGCCGGUCUAUUGAAACCGGUCGUUUGUACAAUAAAGCAAGUUAGGACGCCAAGUGUUAUUUUUGUUGAAUAAAAAAAGACUAAUGAAACCAGAAAUUGCUCUUUUCAAACUGUAAAUUAUAAAUGGUCCUGAGAGAAUAUUCAGUGUGUUAAGGAUUUCCCUGCUGUACUGUUAGCUUUAUACAAGAGAGGAAGGGUAAUUCUUUUUUUUUAUUUUCGUUUCGCUGACAUAGCUUUAGCAGAAAUCUCUCUUUAGUCGUUUUCGUCGACAAAACGAAUGGCAAUACCGCUCUCAGCGUCUUCCGCCAUUUUGUUCUGCGUCAAUAGGCCAUUUUACAGUUAUGGAUGAAAGCGAGGGUGAGGGUGACCUUGUUUUGAUACAAACCUUCUUUGCUUUGUUAUGGAAAUUGUUCUUGAAAAAUACUAGUUAGCAUAAGAGUAACUUGAUUUACAUAAUAAAGCAGGAAGGUUUGUAUCAAAACAAGGUCACCCUCAGCCUCGCUUCCAUCCAUAACUGUAAAAUGGCCUAUUCGUGAAGGACGCGUGGCUCUGAGCGUGGGUCAGCCACGCGGAACACAUUCGCGCUAUGUCAUUGGCUGUUGUCUAAUCCCUCUUGGGAUCUGUGGUCUUAAAAAUAACUCGAGACGAAUUACCUAUGGAAUAGGGUGUGUAUGGGGGAUGCCUUCUCUGUCCCCUUUAUCCUCUCUUGAUCAAACUUAUAACAAGAGUGAGAGACACACUAGUUAUCAAGUUAUACUCUCCCUUUCGCAGUGGUUUUAACCGCUGGUUAAAGAUUCCGGUGCCCAUAAUGUUCGGAAAGUUCGAGUGGUCAAAUACAGAGCUGUUUAUGAUCAAAUAAAAGCCGCGGACCAAAAAAUUGCCACAACCAAAAAUGGCGAAGAAAAUUCAAAGAAAUAAGCUUUCGAUUAAGAGGUUUUGGAGAGAAUUUAGAUGAUUUUUGGCCCAGGUAUUGUGGAGCGAAGGUCUUGGAUUUAAGCCGUGUAGUAGAAACGUAUUUAUAAAUUUUAUAAAGAGAAUUAACUCCAAAUUCUUUUAACGUGGUAAGGAAGAAUAUGCUUUUUCAGUGGACAAAGAAACUCACGAUACAAAGAUAAGACUUUGUACUUGAAGAUUUAAUCGCAACCUCUGAGAGUUUCCCAGCGGAAUUGUCAUUAAUUACCGAAGAAAAGAGGUUAAGCAAGGUGGCAGUGUUCCAUUUGCAAUAGAAUCAUAUGGAAGACGCAGGUAAUUUUUUCGUAUUUUUAUUUCCAUUCUGGGAAGCUCUAGAUUUGAAGGUAGGAGUUUAAGUUUGUCACAACUAAGACCUAAAUAAGUCAACCUUUCAGUCUCAAUCGGGUCCUAGUGUUCAGGUAUAUCGCACGACAUGUUGUAUCGCAAAUUAUUUUACUUAUCCCACAUUUCUUUGUAAAAUUUUCAUUGUUUCCUGUUAGAAUUUUUUCUAAAUGUCCAUCGCUACCGCGCGCGCAUGAAAUUAAAUUCUGACCAUUAUCAAAACCUCUUGACUUCAACAUUUAGUUAUAAUACAUGAUAUGUCAACAUGUAUCGACAUACAGUCGAAAUGUCUACUGAAAAUGAAAGAUGUUGACCUCAACGGACUUCUGUUAUAAUGGGUGUUUCUAAAACGAGGACCCAAAAACGAAGACCUAAGACCUAAGACCCCAUGGACUAAAAUGAAGACCCUUUGGACUAAAACGAAGACCCUAUGGACUAAAACGAAGACCCCUUUGACUAAAACGAAGACCCCAUGGACUAAAACGAAGACCCCUUUGACUAAAACGAAGACCCCAUGGACUAAAACGAAGACCCCUUUGACUAAAACAAAGACCCAAUGGACUAAAACGAAGACCCCAUGGACUAAAAGGAAGACCCCUUUGACUAAAACGAAGACCCCGUGGACUAAAACGACUGAUGCUAGCCGCUGAGGGCAAUGCCCGCUCCCGUAAUUUAUUACGGUGAUUUGGGAAUGUUGUGGAAUCUGAUUUCCUCUGCAGUAUUUAAUUGUGAUAGUCAAGUCUAUCACUUACCUUUCCUUCAGGUUUCUUUGCGGAAAAUAUAAUGCAUGUUUUAAACCACAGUGGAAGUGUUUACGGUGAUGAUGAUGUCAGUCUUAUUCAAAUUAAAGCUUUUUGCAGCAUCAAGGUGAGAGAGUCCUCGUGGCCUAGUGGUUAAAAUAAAUGAAGCAAAGGUCCUAGGAUCGAGUCUUAUCGGAUACGCUUUUUUUUUCUUGUCUUUUUCCUUCUUUUUCUUUUAUUAUUUUUUUAUCACAGUUAUCAUAAAAACAACUGUUUAAGCCGUAAAGGUGAGUCAUUUUUUAACAACAGAGGACAGAAUAUCAUAACAGCGUAUGACACUGGGGAUAUAAAUAAAACAAAUAAAACCCAGCAUAAAGACAAAUGAAACUCUAAAUGUUAACCUUGACUCGAGUAAUGUUCUCGAUUGAAGGCUUUUUUUCCCAAAUUGGAAAUUCCACAACAUUCCCAAAUCGCCGUAACAAAUUACUGGAGCGGGCAUUGCCCUCAGCGCCUAGCAUCAGUUGUUUUAGUCCAUGGGGUCUUCGUUUUAGUCAAAGGGGUCUUCGUUUUAGUCCAUGGGGUCUUUGUUUUAGUCAAAGGGGUCUUCGUUUUAGUCCAUGGGGUCUUCGUUUUAGUCCAUGGGGUCUUCGUUUUAGUCAAAGGGGUCUUUGUUUUAGUCCAUGUGGUCUUCGUUUUAGUCCAUGGGGUCUUAGGUCUUAGGUCUUCAUUUUGGGUCUUCGUUUUAGAAACACCCUGUUUUAAUCACUAUUUAACAGCACAGCCUUCCAGAAGUUGAGUAUAGUGAAAUGAUGGAAACUAAGGAAGGUCUCUGGAGGUAAGUUCCCUCUAUUGUGUGUAUCAGGGACCCAACAAAUGAUAUCAUUGUAAUCACCAUUCCUGAAGUACAUGUAUAUAUUGUUUGAUUUACAGGUUGAAUACAAGCACCGUAUAAAAUUCACUAAUGGCGCUGAAAUCGAUAUUGAGCUCAGGAUAUAAGCGCUCUAGAUAGUAAAGAAAUUUUCUCUUGAAAUGGUACUGCAAGUUUUUUGCAAGAAGUUUAUAGGCACAAAAGUACCGCCCAGUGGUAUAUCCUGCUUUAUCUCUGCAAAAAUCCAUAGGAAGGCCCAUUGAAUUCAGCAAAUGCCAAUUUCUUGCUAUUUGCUGUAGUGUCCCAAAAAUGUAAUUACACGUAGAAAAAAAUAGCAGUGCUUUUAAUUAUUUUUGUUCAUCUUAAAGUCAGCUGUGGCUUGAUUCCUUUCAAGUUGGAAUAACGGCCAGAGAAUGAAUUAUUGUCAAUUGGGAAAGCCAAAAGUCAAUUUUAAUCUUCAAUGUUUUAACAAACAAACUAAUUUAUUCGCUGCAUGGAAGACGCAUCACCAUUUCUACUUUACAAUUUGUAAGCCAUUUAUAUGUAUGAGUUUCGCAAUAAUUGACUAAUUAUUGGCUGGAAAUCCUGUAGUGUAAUUACAGUAAAUAAUUAUACAAGGAGCCUUGUGUAGACCUCGUUCGUUCAGACAGUUUUACCUUUGCAACACUAGGUGACAGAUAGUAUUUUAAGUAUAAAGCAUCCUUUUUUUCCCCAUAUCUUUGUAUUGCGCUCUAUUGAUGCUAGUUUAAUAUUUUAACCAUCAUGUGUUUCCUGCUUUUUUAAGAAUGCUUUGCCAACUAAGUGAUCAUGGGGUGUCAUUGGUAAAACAAGUGCCAAUUGAUGACGAGGAGACUGUUCGUAAGGUUUCUGAAGCUAUAGCUACUAUAAUAAUCUCAUCUGAAGUUAGAUAGUCACCAUUCUCUCAAAAGCUGCUACUCUGACACAGUUCAUUCAUCUAGUUUUGAGCUGAAAUUUAAGCUGUAAUUAUUAAACAUGUCACCUGAUCACAACGAAAAGACUCUGCAAAAUGUGAAAAUGCUAGCUGUCAGGCAAAGUAGUACAUACACUUUGAUGCAAGAUAAUGUCCAAGGGAACAGUGUUUAAAAUCUUUUUUUUUUUUAUCUAACAGGUUGCAAGAAGAAUGGGACCUCCUGAGGAAACCAUAUAUGGAAUGGUUAGUCAGUACUAAUAACUGCAUUGAAUAACGAUAUUCCGUGAGUGAUUUUAGUGGCUGAUGAUGAUCUCAGUGUUAAGUGGUGCUGUCUUUUUUAGACAUUUAAUGUGCUGAGUGUUCCUAAUCCAAUCAAUAUUGCGUAUUCUGAUGUUGAAUUGGCUCUGCACAUGGAUCUGAUGUAUUAUGAGUCUCCACCUGGACUUCAGCUUCUUCACUGCUUAAGGUAUAAAGCUAAAUUCUAAAUCAUUUUUUGAGAAACUUUAAUGGCUGCAUUGCAACCGAGAUACUUCGUUCCACUGCGUACUGUAACAAGUGCUUUAAUACCGUCGCUCGGUUAGUUCAAAUGGAUAAGCACAGGUCUGCCGAGCGGGAGGUCACAGGUGCAAACCCGGCCCGACCAACACACAGGGUCUCAAAAUAACUGAAGAGAAUGUGCUGCCUUUGUUGUGACAUCUACAAAUGGUUAGACAUUCUAGUCUUCUCAGAUAAGAACGACAAACUGUAGUAUCCGUCUCACAGCUCUUCAUGGUUGUGAUUAUUUUUGGACGUAAAAGAACCCACACUGCUGUUCAUUGGAAGAGUAGGGGGUGUAGACACCAGUGGUGUGGUACAACUCAGUUUCAUGGGCUGGGUGGGUAAUGAAGGGGUUGAUAUCAUUUGGGAUACAAGUCCUGUCUCAUCCCCCGUCAGCGUGUUGAGUCAGCAUGGUGAAUUCCAUAAGUUAUAGCCGGAACAUUAUACUGUUUGUCUAUCCUUAGAUUUGAUCCAGAAGUUGAAGGAGGCGAGAGCAUAUUUGUAGAUGCUUUUGAGGUUGCUAAGGAUUUGAGAAAACAGUUUCCUGAUGACUUCAACAAUCUUGUGCGUAUACCAGCAACAUUUCAGAAAAUACACUUUGAAAGGUAUUUGUUCUUACUUGAAAAUUUUCAUCUUUAUCACAACCACUAAAAAUAUGCAUUGGAAUAAUGUAACACACUUUAAGCUUAAUCUAACAUUGAGAAACCCUUUUUAACGAGCCUAGCAUUUUGUUGUUGUUCUUUUCUUUAUGUUGCAGGGAUUAUCCUGUCAAGCUAGUGUACAAAAGACCACAUGUUGUUCUUAAUCCAGACAAUGAGGUACAAUGAGGUUUUUUUUUACUCUGUAGUGUACCUGUUUAAUAUUUACAAAGUUAAUCAACAGUACCAACAAUACCAUUAGUAUGGUUCAUGUAGUGCCUUCCUAUGGCACUCUGUUUUCCAAAUGCAGGUAGAAAUUAGGUCCAAAUGGGAUAGAGUCGCAAGAAUUUUCUAUGCUAUUCAAUGCUAGGGCACAUUCAUUCAUAACCUUAUAACACACACAUUCGUAGUUGAGGCCCUGUUUACAAGGAGGGAGGGUAACCCUGGUGCGAGGGUUACCCUAGUAACAGGGUAACCCUAGCACUCGCAUAUUUCUUCUUUUUUCACAUGACAAGUUUACAAGGCAGGUGGGGUUACCCUAGCGCUAGGGUAACCAUACCUGAGUGCUAGGGUUACCCUAACAAGAGGGUUACGGCCUACCUGCCUUGUAAACGCUCUGCUAGGGAUAACUCCCCUACCCAGGUCAACUUUCUGCUGUAAUGCGUGACCAGUAAUCAUGCCAAUUUGAACGGUAUUAUCCAAUUUCUGAGCUUAAUUAUAAACAUGUGAAAAAGAAAAAGUUAUUUUCUGUCUAUGAUGAUAUUUUCCCUUUUUUCCGUGAAUUUAACGUGUUUUCCAUAGAGAACUUCAAGAUUAUUUCAAAUCUUGGACUGUUACAAAGAAUGUCACGCAUGACGAAACACGUCAGCAAAGCUGGUAAAGUUGACCCAGGUGAUAGGUUAACCCUACCUGUGAAAUUUGUUUGUAAACCAGAGCUAACUUUGACCCACUUGUUAAGGUAACCCUAACUCAAGGGUGACCCUCUCUCCUUGUAAAUAGGCCCUUACUUGUACCCCAUGCUGGUGAAUUACCCCAUGGAAUUCCAUGAAGUGUUUUUUGAGUUUCAAAGACAGCUUCCACGGAGUGUCCAUAGAUUUCCACAGAAUUCCAUAGUGUAUCCAUAGAUUUCAAAGAUUUAAUAGAACGUUCAUGCACUUUGGCCUGUAACUCUAUGGAAUUCCACUGAAUUUUAUCAAUUAAACAGAUCACCAGCCAGUCAACCACAAUUUCAUGUCUGCAAAUUUGAAUUUGACAGAGAAAGAGAAAUAAAAAAGCUGAUCUUGAAAAUAAUACUUACGUUUAAAUGAUACAAUGGAAUGGUAUCUUCUUUUUACCCAUGCUGAUGCCCAGUAGCAUCAUAACGGAAUUGUUGUCUUGCAAGAGACGUUUGUAACAAAAACCAAGACCCAACUGACUGGUUCUUUAGGACCAUCUUAACACAACACGUUUCUGUUAUUAUUUUUCUUUGCAUUUUUUAGUGGAAAAUACUGUAACUGAGGAACUGUCGCUUGAUAGGAAUCAUGACUAUUAUAAUUACUGGCGCCUUUUAUGCUUGGUUAUUUUUAGAUUGUAGCUGUCAACUGGUCUCCAGCUUUUGAGGGUCCCUUAUUUGUACCAGAGGUAAGCAUCCACACCCCAAGAGAAGACGUUAUAACCCCAUGGUAGUUCCCACCAUGAACACAGGGUCCCCACUCAGGAGAGAAAAUGUUGUGUUUUCUUAAUGACGGCCACCAGAACAGUUUUUUGCUACUGAAAAAUUUUACCAUCAUAGAUGUGGAACUAUACUCUAAAAACCCCUUAUGUGCGGGUCAGGUUUGGAAUUUGAUUACACGUGUAAAUCCAUUUUUCGAUUUUUUUCCCUUCCGUGUAGCUUUAAAUAUUUUUAAAUAUACCCGUAAAACGGAGCGCUGGUAGAGAGAGGGGGCAGCGUAAAAUGAGAGCACCGUUGGCCUCAGGUUUUUCAGUGUAAUAUGUACUGUAAUGAGUUACUUUAACUGAAUGAAUUUUCUUAAACGAUAGUAGAGACCUGUAGUGGACGAAGAUGUCUGCGAGGACGCGUAGAUUUGAUUUCUUUCGUGUAUUCUCAAAAAAUACACACUUCGGAGAGCUUCUAUCAUUUUACUGUUUCAACAGAAAAGUUAAUACGGUUGUUGCUGUUGAAGGAGGUUUAUCCCUCUCACGAUCACAAAAUGAUAAAACUCGGCUUAUAACAUUAUAGUAACUUGUUUUAUUUUUCGUCACUGCAACAUUUUCGCUAAAACCCGUAGUAGAAUUACAUCGACAAUCGCGCUUUCCCGCCAAAAAUGACAGUAGAUUCACUCCCGCGCACUUCUUAGUACCGAGAAAGUCUGGUUCACGUAGUCGUCCUCUAGAAUUCCGAUCUGUAGUAUUAUAUAUUUACCUCAAGUAGAGAAUCUUACCAGCUGUGACAGGUAUGUUUGGCCUUACCAUCUUUUCGUACGUAUUUGGUUUCUAAUGUCCGGCACAAGGUGUUCCUUCGAGAAGUCCUUGAUCGUGGCCACACAGUAAUUUUCAAGGAGGUAUAAUAACUCCUCUAGUGGGGCUAAUUUAACUCCUUACAGUGGAUUUAUUUUUUGGGGAGUUACUUUAACUCCGAAAAGGAGUUUAAACAACCCUUUGUCAGGAGUAAAAGUGGUCCCAGAUAUUAGCUGUGGUCACACUACAGACUUUUUACCUAGGUAAACUCGACUUGUUGACAGUUUACCUAGGGAAACUUGAUUUUUUAAGUGUGACCGAUUUUUCCCUUGGUAACUUACGUCGGGGAAAUUUUAUCGUCUAGGGCUUGGAUAUGUCUCGAGAACAAUAGACUUUCCCUUGACAGCUACCGCAAAGUGAUAGCUAGGGAAAAACGAAAUACCGAGGUUGCUAGCCAAUAGACGCUCAUUAGGGAAGGCCUUGACGACAGAACCGGACAUAGCUCACGCGGGGAAAGAAAUUUUGCGGGCACGAGUCGUCUACGUUUUCGCCUGUCUUCACCUUGCACGUUGAAUUAGCGUAAGAAAUCACAGCGAGAUAAAAGAAAAAAACGUCUCUUUGAUCGGCUAGAUCCCUGUGCAUCUUGCCUUCUUGAAUUUACGUUCCUAAAAAUUCAACUGUCCGUGAAAACCUUGGGAGCCGAUAUCAGUAGUGUGACCUUCCCAGAAUUUUUAGCUAGGUAAAACAAAACCCGAGAUGAAGUUACCUCGGGAAAUUUUUCAUGAAUUUACCCUAGGUAAAUCGGUUUGCCUAGGUAAAAGUCCGUAGUGUGACCAAAGCUAUUGAGGAAUUAAAAUAACCCCAAAAAAGGAGUUAUCCUGUACCUAAAACUUUUACUCCACUUUCAGAGUUAAAUUAACUCCAAAAAGAGCAAAAACAACCCAUGUAAGGAGUAAAAAUAACCCCAUUUCGGAGUUAUUUUAACUCCAGACCGGGAGUAAAAGGAACUCUUUUUCAGGAGGAAAAAAUGACCCCAAAUUCGGAGUUAAAUUAGGAGUUAAAGUAACCCCCAAAAAGGGGUUAUCCUGCACCUAAAAUUUUUUACUCCAGGCCCGGGCAGUAGAAUAGCAUCACUACAUCUGACAAGGUUUGCGCAAUCAAUACUGCGAUAGGCCGUACACCUUCAGAUCCUUAAGAGUAUAUUUUAACUUUAUUUUUUACUUCUUUUAUCAGGCAAUCUUUCCCUCUUGUUGCCUAUCAUUCGUACGGCCACAAUCAACUGACCUUGUUUGAUCAUUCAUAGGCAGAUGUUGAGCCUUAUUUUAAAGCAUAUAGGAGGUUUACAAAGCUUCUUGAUGAAUCUCCAAUCAAGGUAUGGAAAAUGGCUGCCGUCAUUAUUCAGUUCAUGGAUAUGCGGGUUAAUUUCAGUUUAGCGCUUGAAACCUUGGCCUUUCUUUUCCGGUGGUUAAUUUGAAUUCAUAUUGGCCGGGGGUAGCUGUAAACACAUGCAGCAUACAAUAGGUGGCAAUUAAUUUCACUUCACCGCCAUGUACGUAGCCAUGGAGCUGCGUAAAAAUAAAAUAAAAUAAGGGGGAAGUUUUCUUCUUUGGUAGCUAAGUCGUCCGUUCAAAAAUUUAAGGCAACAAUUUUGCGGCUACAAGUUUACUAUUUUUGUCCCUGAUUUUCUCCAAGUUUGCACUUUUUUGCAUCAUAUUUGUCCCGAGCAACUUUGAUGUAAAUCUGAUAUUUCAGCUAGUCACAGAAAGACUGCUUUGGUAUUUUAGAAAACAGUGACCAUGCAGCCAGGAGACUUAAUUUGUUUUAACAACCGCCGCGUUCUUCAUGGUCGAAAUUCACUCAAGCUUAAAGGCGGAGUCAGGUUUUUUAAG